AUGUCGGACAUCUUGGGCAAAUCCGCCCACGAUUCGCUGCCUAGCUAUGCGGCUGUGGCCGAGCCUCGUGCUCGCAAGCCGCGCUCGGCGGCGCUGCGCACGUCGUUCGUCUCGCUGCUCGGCCUCGUUGCCCUCGUGUACUACCUCGGCGCGCUGACGACUUUCGAUGCAAGCGAGCACCACGUCUACCAGCCCACGGCGCAUCCUCACGUUCAGAGCGUCUUUGCGGCUGCGCUGGCAAAGUGCGAUGCGGUCGCAGCUCCCGUGGGUGCGCCGGCGCAGUUUCACCAGCGCACGCGCUCCGAGCGCGCCGAACCCGCGCAGCAGGACGUUGUCAUCCGCAACGCCACCGUUUGGACCGGCCUCAAUGGCGGAAACGAGGUGCUCGAGGCCCGCGACGUCUUGCUGUCCAACGGCAUCAUCAAAAAGAUCGCAGAGACCGGCAAAAACGAGUUCGUAAGCGCCAGCGCCAAGUUUAUCGACGCCGCUGGAAGGUGGGUUACGCCUGGUCUGGUUGAUAUGCAUGUGCACUUGUCUGUCGGUGCACUGCCUGCACUUCCGGGCCACGACGAUGUCAACAGCAUCGGCAAGAACACCAACCCGUACCUGCGCACCAUCGACGGCAUGAACCAGCACGACGUUUCGUUCCGCAAGUCGCUCGCAGGUGGCAUCACCACCGGCCUCGUGCUACCCGGUUCGGCGAAUUCGAUGGGCGGUCAGGCAUUUCCCAUCAAGUACCGUCAGCCCUCAUCGCACCUGCCGCAGGACCGUCUCAUCGAGCCCCCCACCUCGCUCGCUCCGCUCGGUCAGGGCAAAGGCCCCAAAGCAGCCAGCUUCCAUGCCGAGACGGGUCUGGCGCGCAACGAUAGCAGCUCCAGCUGGAGGUACAUGAAGAUGGCUUGCGGCGAGAAUGCGCGUCGCGUGUACAAGAUGACGCGAUUCGAUGAGGCGUGGGACUUCCGCCGCACCUUUACCGCCGCACGCGAGCUCAAGAACAAGCAGGACGCCUUCUGCGACUCUGCUCGCUCCUUCUCUGCGCUGCACGGAGCCGGUGCUGCGCCCGCGACGCUGGCUGACGCCGAAUUCCCAGACGACCUCGAGCUCGAGGCGCUCGUCGCACUGCUGCGCGGCAAGGUUAAGCUCAACACGCACUGCUACACCCAGGUCGACUUUGAGGCGUUUGUGCGCCACUCGAACGAGUUCCAGUUCCCCGUCGCGGCGUUCCACCACGCUCACGAAUCGUACCUCGUGCCGGACCUGCUCAAGCAGACGUACGGCAACGUCACCCCCGCCAUCGCCAUCUUCUCCACCAACGCCAACUACAAGCUCGAGGCGUACUUUGGCACGCCCUUCACCGGCGCCAUCCUGGCAGCGCACAAUGUGACGCCCAUCUACAAGUCCGACCAUCCCGUGACGGACUCGCGCCGCAUCCUCAACCAGGCCGCUCAGGCACACCACUUUGGCCUCGACGAGGUCUCGGCGCUGCGCAGCGUCAUCUCGGCGCCUGCAGAGAGGCUGGGGCUGGAUCAUCGGCUCGGAUACGUCAGGCAGGGCUGGGAUGCGGAUGUGGUAGUGUGGAACACGCAUCCGCUCAGGAUCGGCGCUACGCCCGUCGAGGUCGUCAUUGAUGGCGUGCCACAGCUCGGUCCACAUGCAUCCGUGCCCGCUCCUACGCUGCCCGAAGACGCCGAGGCGCAAGGCGACAAGAAGGCCGUGCCUGCUCCUAAGGCUCCCAAGGGCGGCAACUUCAGCGCCGAGAUCGCCAAGGUCACCAGCUCGUACGACAAGAUCAUCACGUUUGAGCAGCUGGCGUUCCCGAGCGCACAGCCGCCCACGCCCAACUGCACCGUCUUCACCAACGUGCGCGAGCGCUUCUUUGCCCAGCCCGAUGCUGCCGGCAAGCCGCGCAUUGCGUCGACGCGCUUCGGCGGUGCGGGUGGCAGCAUCGUCGUCGAGGGCGGCAAGGUGGUUUGCAGCGGUGAGACGUGCAGUGCCUCGGCGUGCGCGCGAGAGGCGGCGGUGAUCGAUGCCCAGGGCGGUGUGGUUCUGCCGGGCAUCACGUCGUACGGCUCGAACCUCGGGCUGACGGAUAUCGUAUCUGAAGCCGAGGCGUCGGAUGGGUAUGCGCUCGAUCCGGUGCGUGCGGACAAUGCGGCUGUGCAGACGGCCGAGUACGUGCGUUCGUGGCCCGUAGCACGCGCCGCUGAUGGGCUGCAGUUUGGUGGACACGAUCUGGUGCGUGCGCGCGCCUCGGGCGUGACCAAGGCCAUCGUCUUCCCGCAGAGCGACACGUUCUUCUCUGGCAUCUCGACGCGCUUCGACACGGGCGCGCAGACGGUACUUGACGAACGCGCCGUCCUCGACGACGAAGUUGCAGUUCACAUCACGCUCAGCCACAACGGUGGAGGCGGACCGUCGAUCUCGGAGCAGAUCGGUCUUUUGCGCCAGCUGCUCACUGCCAACGAGGGCAGUGCCAAGGGGAGCGACUCGGCUUCUGUGUGGCGCCGCGUUGCGGCGGGUGAUCUGCCUCUUGUGGUGACGGCGCUUCGUGCCGAUCACAUCAGCCAGGUGCUCCGACUCAUCGACGCAUUCCCCUCGGUCAAGCUCGUCAUCUCUGGUGCUGCCGAGGGCCACCUGGUUGCCGACCAGCUCGCUAAGCGCAAUGUCGGGGUGCUGCUCAUCCCGCAGACCUGGCCGCGCACGUUUGACGAGCUGCGCGGCUUGAGCGGCCCGCCCCUGACGCGCGCCACAACGCUCUCGGCCCUCCUCGACGCCGGUGUGCGUGUGGCGCUCAAGAUCGAGGAGGCUUGGAUGGCAGCUAACCUGCUGUGGGACGCUACGCGCGCCGCGCUCGAGACCGACGGAAAGAUCGACAAACACGCCAUCGUCCACCUCCUCACCACCGCUUUCGACGACCUGCUCGGCGUCAAGGCCGCAAAGACCGAUGACGAGUUUGUCGUCUACGACCGAUCGCCGUUUGAGUACGGCGCCAAGGUCCUCGCUGUCCACUCGCAGAAAGGCACCGAGACCGUGCAGGUCUAA
Molecule: messenger RNA, 3042 nt
Organism: Moesziomyces antarcticus
Lineage: Eukaryota; Fungi; Basidiomycota; Ustilaginomycetes; Ustilaginales; Ustilaginaceae
Product: carbohydrate esterase family 9 protein
Exons: 1
Coding region: 1-3042 (1013 amino acids)
Biological process (GO): purine nucleobase catabolic process
Cellular component (GO): cytoplasm
Molecular function (GO): allantoinase activity
Source: RefSeq, a predicted model, not a curated record